This is a messenger RNA of Misgurnus anguillicaudatus (oriental weatherfish), 3328 nucleotides long. RefSeq names its product v-ral simian leukemia viral oncogene homolog Ab (ras related) (gene ralab). Gene Ontology annotation, cellular component: membrane. Gene Ontology annotation, molecular function: GTPase activity; GTP binding. Gene Ontology annotation, biological process: signal transduction. The record is from RefSeq and is a predicted model, not a curated record. NCBI's taxonomy places the organism in Eukaryota, Metazoa, Chordata, Actinopteri, Cypriniformes, Cobitidae.
CUUUCUCUAAAAUAUUGAAAACGUGUAAUGAUCAGCUCUCGUGCACAUGUGUUCAGUACAACCAAAAAGGCGACCUUUAGGGGCGUAGUUUUUAUUUAUUUUAUUUUUUUGCGCGUAGUUUUCUUGUGUAGAAACAUGCUAGGCCUCUAGUACGCUACGUGUUUAAUGUACAUCCAAUAUCGACUUUAUUAAGGGUGCAAAGAAAUAAAAUUGUAGAUCACGAAACGAUAUCGUCAACUUUUUUAUUGUUGUUCGUCAAAUACAACAUAGGCAUACUGACCCAUCGAGUUGAAUAGCGUUAGAUACUGCGUUCCUGUACAUUACCAUAUUUUCCUCAUCAUAACUGAAGUAAACUUUGAGAAGCGCAAGCUCAGGCUGUGUGACAGUACAGUGCUGCUCCCUUCUGAGUCAUGCACUGAGGCAAAACAAAUCUGCCUGUAGCAGCAAAGCUAACAAGACGUCCAACACGUCAGUGCGUAUUUGACUCCCUUCCAGGGUUCCCUUAAUACCCAUCUACCUCCAUCACAGCACUGCCACCUCUCUCUGAUUGUUUAAUGCGAUGGCUGCUAACAGGAAUACCCUGGCCCUUCACAAAGUGAUAAUGGUGGGCAGCGGAGGUGUGGGCAAGUCUGCAUUAACGCUGCAGUUUAUGUACGAUGAGUUUGUGGAGGACUAUGAGCCCACUAAAGCUGACAGCUACAGAAAAAAGGUGGUUCUGGAUGGAGAGGAGGUCCAAAUCGACAUCCUUGACACAGCCGGGCAGGAGGAUUACGCUGCCAUUCGAGACAAUUACUUCCGCAGUGGAGAGGGAUUUCUCUGUGUGUUCUCCAUCACAGAAUCAGAAUCCUUCGCUGCUACUGCUGAUUUCAGAGAGCAGAUUCUUCGUGUGAAGGAGGAGGAUAACGUACCUUUCCUGCUGGUGGGAAAUAAGUCAGACUUGGAGGACCGACGACAAGUUGGUAUGGAAGAGGCCAAAGCCAGAGCAGAUCAGUGGGCAGUCAGCUACGUCGAGACUUCUGCCAAAACCCGUGCCAACGUGGAUAAGGUGUUUUUUGAUCUCAUGCGUGAGAUCAGAGCCAGAAAAAUGGAAGAUGGCAAAGAGAAAAAUGGAAAGAAGACGAGGAAAAGUUUGGCAAAGAGAAUUCGGGAAAGAUGUUGCAUUUUAUAAUGACAUGGUCAUUCUGCACUAUAAUGCUUACUUCCCAAUACUCUUCCACUGCUUCAAAAAUACAUCAGGUUUCAUCUCUCCAGCCAAAACUGCUGGAAAUCAUCACAAAUUCACACGUCAAGCGGUCUUUCUUUCUUUUUGUUGUUGUUUUUCCAAUGUGUUUGAAAUGUCAGAUAUGCAUUACCAAAAUAAUGACAACUUAAAGAUGGUCACUAAAUGAUGUCAAAGAUCUGACAUAUCAAACAAGAACAUUUCUUAGCUCACAUUAGCAAACUACAAUUAUAUUUAUUCCAAUAUUUAGAUGACUGUGCAUUAUUAAUUUUUCAGCCAACUUUAAGUUGCUUUUCUUUAUGAAUGUAACUAAAUCGUGAGAAGAUUGAGUGUUAAACACUAACACUUCAGUUACAUAAAAAAAACUACUGUGCGCAUAUACAAAAACAUAGUGUUGUGGAGCAGGAAUGCUUUCAGGACACUAUCCUAAAAAAUUGCAGUUAUGCGUCUUAGACUAACAAUCAUUUAUGAAUAUUACAUUGAUGAUAGCCAAAUAAGCAUAACUCAGGAGUUAAUCUGGAGUUUAUUCCUUAUUGGCUGUUUCUAUCAAAACCAUUUGAAUUUAAACACUUUGAAAAGUAUAAAGCAUUAUGCAUUUCGGCAAUGACGGCUUUAGUCUGCGUUUGACACUGUCCUUCAUUUCAUUCAAUAUCCUAAGCUUAACAGUACCUAUAGGUAACCCAUAGACUGAUGCACACUAAACAGACCCCGGUCUCUCUCCCACAUAAGCACACAAAUCAAAAGGGCUAUUUAUCCUCCUUCUGUAUGUGAGAGUUUUAUUUAAUGCUGUUGAUGUGUCCUGACUGACACAUUAAUGAUUUUUUAUUUAGAACAUCAUAAGCUUGGGUUUAGUUUACUGUGAAAAAAGGUUGGAAUGUUGUUUUAUUACACAGACUGAAUUGUGUACUUUAUUAUAACUUUUAUGCAAUUUUCUUGCAACAUUGAUCAUAUGUAACUAUAUUUUCUAUUGUAAAUUAAACAUUUUCAGAAUUUUAGUUCUUCAAGGGUUGCAGAUUAAACUGUAGCACAUAACACGCUUAUACUAAAAAACUCGACAUAAUGUUUGUUUUGGACCCAUGGCCCUAGUUGCUACUGUGCAGUUAAGUGCUAGAGAACCCAUUCAUGUUUAGGAAUUGCUUAUUAUAACCAUAUCCAAUACUAACGUUUAUGUGUAAAUAAAUGUAUGUCAACAUUUUCUUUUCACAUAAUGCUGGCAUCUAACAAACAUGUUACUUUUACUUUACCAAUUACAACUACACUGUUUUAUUUUUCUGUCAGCUAUUUCCAAAUAUGUAUUUGUACACUGUGGAAUAUGCAAGUAUUUUUCUAUUUUUUGUUUAGUCAUAGUGGGUUAAUAGCCUUCAACAAGCUCUUGAUUUAGUCCGUUUGCAUUGGAAGUAUGAGGCAAUGAUGCUAACAAUACAGCUGAUGUCUCGAAACCCCAUCUCAUUGCUUUAAAUAAGCGACUGACUUUGAGCCCUAAAAGUUUACAAAACAUUUUAAUAUAAGCCUCUGUUGUCUGAGUCUUACUUACUGUUUUAGCUGAAAUGUGAUAAAGGUAAAGUUCACCAAAAACUGAAGAUUCUGUCAUGUUUUACUCAACCUCAAGUUGUUCUAAACCUGUAUACAUUUCUUUGUUUUGCUGGACACAAAUGAAGAUAUUUGUAAUCAAGCAGGAAACAGAAACACCAUUGACUUCCAUAAUAGGAAAGAAACUAUGGAAGUCAAUGGUGCUUAAACACAGUUGGGUUACAAACAUUUCUUGUUAAGCAGAACAAAGAAAUAAUAAAGGUUUGUAAAAACUUGAAGGUGAGUGAAUGGAUUUUGGGUGAACUAUCACAUUAAAUUAUAUAAUUUAGGGUGUCUCUCAGCAAAUGCUGCACAUGCAAAGAUUUGAAUACAUACAAAGGCUAAGUUAAAACAAAACCAGAUGAUGACAGAAGACAACUGAAAAGCACUGAUGUAAAGUAAUAUUACAUCAGUAACUGUCUGUAAUUUGUUAUCUGAAUUUUGACUGAAAAUGAAAAAGCAAACAUUUGACUGAACUUUUAAAUGUAAAAUGUUAUGUGUAUCGUUACACUAAUAAAAUAUAUUUUUGUAGACGUGUAA